Babesia microti strain RI is the source of this 1164-nucleotide messenger RNA. Its product is annotated as acetyl-CoA C-acetyltransferase. Lineage: Eukaryota; Apicomplexa; Aconoidasida; Piroplasmida; Babesiidae. Gene Ontology annotation, biological process: fatty acid beta-oxidation. The record is from RefSeq and is a predicted model, not a curated record. The transcript has 8 exons. The coding region runs from base 1 to 1164 and encodes 387 amino acids. Gene Ontology annotation, molecular function: acetyl-CoA C-acetyltransferase activity.
AUGACAAGUGUCAUUGGUCUAUGUAGAAGCCCAUUUUGCGCGACCUUUGGUCACUUAUCAACACUAAACAGUUUCGAUUUAGCAACCAGGGUCGUGGAAUCUGCUGUCAAACGGGCCCAUAUAGAUCCCAAAUGGGUCAAAUCGGUGUUUUGGGGGCAAGUACUGCCUCAAUUGCAAAAUAUUAACUGUAUUACCAAGGGUUUGGAUGAUAUAGGUCUUAAUAAUUGUAAUGUAACAACCAUUAAUUCCCUUUGUAACAGCGGCUUGAGCUCUAUCAUUUUGGCCAAUAAAAUGACUAAUGGUGGAUUGGGUAUAACAGUGGCAGGUGGAGCAGAUUCGCUAUCUAAUGCACCUUAUUUGUUGAAAAACAAUUUUAACGCUAAUGUCAACAUAAAUGGUGAAAAAUACAAUGACGGCGUGCUGUUUAAUAGCAUUAAAAUCGAUUAUUUAAGCGAAAAGUCAUCUAAAGUUAAUAAUGGAAUGUUAAGUGAUUAUAACAUCACAAAAAGUGAUAUAGAAAAGUUUAAAGUUGCUACAUGGAAACGAACGUUGGAUUGUUUAUCAGCUAACAUUUUGGAGCAGGAAAUCACUCCAUUUAAAGUAAAACUUGCGCCCCAAAAGCACGAAAACAAAGUCUGGAUAUCGCAGACAGAACGGAUUGUUCACAGGGAUCAACUACUAAGUGACAUCCCUGAAUUUCACAAAAACAAUGAAAAUACAGCGCUGUUGGUUGAUGGGGCUUGUGCAAUUGUCCUAGCUUCUUCUGAUGUUGUUAAAAAGCAUAAGCUGGGAGAGAUUACAAGGAUUGUGGCAACCUCAGAAUGUAAAUCAGAUAAUCUGGAGAGUAGUAUAAAGGAUUCACUCAUUGAAUGUCUAAGGGAAGCUAAUUUAUCGCAAUCAAAGAUCGAUGUAUAUGAAUUACAGGAUCAAUUUACAUAUAUACCUCUGUUUAUUAGUAAAAUACUGAAUAUCGAUAUUUGCAGGAUCAAUUUGCAUGGAGGAUCUACUGCUAUUGGGUUUUGCCCGGGGGCUUCGGGUGCCAGGUUGGCAAUAUCUUUGACCAGUGUCUUAAAGUCCAGGGGCUUGAGGUACGGGUGUGCUGUGGCCAUUAAUAGACUGGGACAAGUGUCAACGCUUAUACUGGAAAAUCAAUCGUACAAUUAA